Molecule: messenger RNA, 1125 nt
Organism: Aureobasidium subglaciale EXF-2481
Lineage: Eukaryota; Fungi; Ascomycota; Dothideomycetes; Dothideales; Saccotheciaceae
Exons: 1
Coding region: 1-1125 (374 amino acids)
Source: RefSeq, a predicted model, not a curated record
AUGGCAAACACUGACAGCAACGCCUUCCAGGCGGCUGACUUCGUGUCUAAAGCGGCGCACGAACAAUCUCAGUCUCUCCUCUUCUCUGUCUUGCCCGGCGAGAUUAGAAACCAAAUUUGGAGCUACGCUCUUGCAGAUUAUCAAGACGAAACUCAGGUGUAUGAUGACGCGACAUGCUACAAACGACCAGAAUACCUCGCUCCGAGAAAGACUGACACAGUGCUACUACGAACGUGCAAACGCAUCUACCAGGAGGCCUGGUUUCUUCCGUGGACUCAUGCCGAGCAGAUUUUUUAUCUCACCGGAACCGAUCGACGACCACUACGCACAACCACCGUGAGAGACAUGCAGAGAACGCUACUUACAAUAUCAAAGACUCAGACCAUGCCGAUCAUACAGCACGUUCGUGUAUUUGCUCAACUGUAUCUUCUCGAGAACGGCACAAAACUUCAAGACAUCCUCAACCUCAGCUUCUUCUACCCAAAAAGCAUCACAAUAACGAUCAGACAUACAGACUGGUGGUUCUGGGAAAGUGAUAACAAUCUUCACUUUGACGCGACCUGGGUCGACUUUUGCAGAUUCCCGAAUAGCCUGACAGAACUGCGUGUGGCAUUUGAAAGUCUCGAGCGUAAGAAAGACCAGAUUGACGAUGUUGUUAAUCAAGCAAUUCGUGGCUGGACCUUCCGCUGUAAGGACGAUACUGAACUAUCGGCGAAGGACUGUAAGCCUGAGAUUAUGAAAUGGAGCGGGAACGCUACAUGGGGAGGUCGACGUUGGGUGCGUGACGAGACAGGGCCGAACAAACUGGACUACUAUGUUUCCACCGCUAUCUGGCGACCCGUCAGCUCGACCAGCGACAACGAAAAUGGCACUCCCCGCACUUAUGUGACCGAGGGAAGACGAUUCCCCAACCUGGAUGCUACCGGCUAUGCUCAGCUGGACGAUCAGAUACCAUGGGUACCGACUAGUGUGAUGCGAAAUGCCAACAUGGCUCCCGACGCUCCCACCCGGGAUGUUCGACGGCUGCUAGAAGAAUCCUCCGACGAAGAAGGCGAAGAGAGAUUUAGAGAAAGCGACGACGACUCUGAGCAAGACGAUAUAGCAUCCGAAGACGAGGACCUUUAA